CUGCGACGAAGAAUUAUACUCUUUACACUUAUUCGGAAAAUCUGAGGACAGAAUGACACAUCUCAGCAUCUUCUGCUUCAGUCUCUGCUCUCUCGCAAUUUUGACGGAAUCAAUACCCUCCGGCUCGUUAACGACGACUGAAAUUUUGAGGAGCAAUGAAUACGACGCAAGAAAUGUCAUCGAGAAACCUCAUGCAGAUAUUCUGAAGAGGAACGAUCCUCAAGGUUCUUUGGUGAACCAGAGUCACUUGAAAAGUGCGGCCCGAAUUGGAGAACAAUCUGCGGCUAGUCUGUAUUUAAAUAAUAAAUCAGAUGCAUCCACUACUCCAACUGUCAGUUCCUCGGACAAUUCUACGAAGGAUGUACAAUAUACGAAACGCAUUGAGAACCGAAGAAACGAUGCGUCUCCGUCGAAUCAUAAAGACCGAUCGGAUGUAGAUCUCUUGUCACACGAUGUAUUACUGAAUCCCUUUGACGUAAUAUCUCCUCGUCUGACACGUCAGAAUAAAAAGAGUGACAUGGAUUAUUCUAAUCCUUCAUCGAUCAAGAACAGCGCCGAGCUCUCGAUCGAGAACGAAAAUAUGGGUUCUUCGCAAAAAAGCUCGGACGAAAGUGAUCUUGGCGUAGCCGAAGAUAGAUAUCGGUACCAAUAUCCUUAUUGGUAUCGAGGACAAUUUGCAAAUCAAAGGUAUCGGGCAAACAAUAGGAGAGAGCCUUAUCGUAACUACUUGAGAUAUCCUGUAUUUCCAGGAAAAUAAAUAGAAUUAAUUUUCUUUUUUCUUUCCUUUCUCGAUCUUUAAAAAAAAAUUAUAUUCGCAUAGUCAACUUUUUACGAUGGAUAUAUCUUAAAAAAUAAUGUAAUGGAAAAAAAAGCUUUUUAGAAGAAUUUUUUUAAAUACUGUAUUAAUAUAUAGAUGUAGGCAGAUAAUUUUUUAAUUAUUAUACUGUAGUUAGCACUACGAUUGUAAUAUUUAUUGAUGAUUAAGAAGAUUGUCUCUAAAGCGAA
This is a messenger RNA of Cataglyphis hispanica, 1005 nucleotides long. RefSeq lists its product as uncharacterized. The record is from RefSeq and is a predicted model, not a curated record. The transcript has a single exon. Lineage: Eukaryota; Metazoa; Arthropoda; Insecta; Hymenoptera; Formicidae. Bases 53 to 757 code for a protein of 234 amino acids.